AUGUGGGCAGAGAGGCGCUGGGAGAUGAAUGCCCUGGACAAAGAUAUUCAUUGGCAGCAAAGCUAUUGCAUACAGCAAAGUGUAGAUUUUGGAAGAAGAGGAGGACGUGCUCAUGAGGUGAUCAAGAAAGUGAAGGCUGAUUUUGAAAAGGUGGCCAAAGACAUGAGAAAGCUGAAAACCAGGCCAGAUGAUGAGGAACUAAAAGAACCCUAUGAGCUCUACAAACAAUCUGUAAUUGGAGAUGUAGAUACUGAGUGUCCAGGACUGUUAAAUCUAAAAGGCAAGGCUAAGUGGGAAGCUUGGAACCUCAACAAAGGAUUAUCAAAGGCAGAUGCCAUGAGUGCCUGUAUUUCUAAAGCAAAAGAGCUAAUAGAAAAAUAUGGAAUAUAG
This is a messenger RNA of Orcinus orca (killer whale), 390 nucleotides long. RefSeq names its product acyl-CoA binding domain containing 7 (gene ACBD7). The transcript is spliced from 4 exons. Gene Ontology annotation, biological process: fatty acid metabolic process. Gene Ontology annotation, molecular function: fatty-acyl-CoA binding. The record is from RefSeq and is a predicted model, not a curated record. Bases 1 to 390 code for a protein of 129 amino acids. NCBI's taxonomy places the organism in Eukaryota, Metazoa, Chordata, Mammalia, Artiodactyla, Delphinidae.